Molecule: messenger RNA, 1935 nt
Organism: Eurypyga helias (sunbittern)
Lineage: Eukaryota; Metazoa; Chordata; Aves; Eurypygiformes; Eurypygidae
Gene: ABCG5
Product: ATP-binding cassette, sub-family G (WHITE), member 5
Exons: 13
Coding region: 1-1935 (644 amino acids)
Biological process (GO): cholesterol homeostasis
Cellular component (GO): plasma membrane
Molecular function (GO): ABC-type transporter activity; ATP binding; ATP hydrolysis activity
Source: RefSeq, a predicted model, not a curated record
AUGUCGGGCAGAGGGCCUCCCGCCCUGGAGAGGAGCGGCAGGCGGACAGGCGAGGCUAAGGCUGCAGCACAGGCCUCCGACAGCAUCAGUGUGCGGGGAGUCUCCUACACCGUCAGAGAACGUGUUGGCCCGUGGUGGAACGUUUCUUUAUAUCAUAAAAAGUGGACCCGGCAAAUACUUAAGGAUGUUUCAUUUCACAUAGAGAGUGGCCAGAUUAUGGGGAUUUUAGGAAAUUCUGGAUCUGGGAAAACAACACUUCUGGAUGCAAUAUCAGGAAGACUGGGACAUAAGGACAACUUCUUGGGAGAAGUGUAUGUGAACGGGCGUCAGCUGAAGAAGGAACAGUUUAGAGAUUGCUUCUCUUAUGUGCCACAGAGUGACACUUUGUUAAGCUUCCUCACCAUACAAGAGUCUCUGACCUACACUGCUUUACUAACUCUUCAGAAAUGCUCGGAUGACUUCAUCAAAAAGAAGGUAGAUGCGGUUAUGGCUGAGCUGAGUCUCAGCCACAUUGCUGACAAAAUAAUUGGAAGCCGUAUUUUCGUAGGAAUUUCUGGGGGUGAGCGGCGUCGUGUUUCAAUUGCAGCCCAGCUAUUACAAGAUCCCAAGGUCAUGCUGCUUGAUGAGCCAACAACAGGGCUGGACUGCCUGACCGCAAACCAGAUUGUCUCGCUGCUUUCAGAGCUUGCACACAGAGACAGGAUUGUGAUUAUUACGAUUCACCAGCCUCGCUCAGAACUCUUCAGGUUAUUUGAUAAAAUAGCCAUCAUGAGCUUUGGAGAAAUGGUUUUCUGCGGGAACCCUAUGGAAAUGAUCACGUUUUUUAGUGACUGUGGCUAUUCUUGUCCUGAGCAAUCAAAUCCUUUUGACUUCUAUGUGGAUCUGACAUCUGUGGACACCCGAAGCAAGGAACGUGAACUCGAAACCUACAGUAGGGUCCAGGUAAUUGUAUCAGCCUACAAAAACUCAGAGAUCUUCAGCAAAGUGCAGGCAGCCAUUGAAAGAACAAAGUGUAUGAAAGAGCUGCCACCAAUACCAUUCAAAAACAAAGACUCACCCAGUGCCAUUUACAAAUUAUGGAUUCUUUUACGGAGGACAACAAGAAACUUCUCCAGAGAUAAGAUGGGCAUCAUCAUGCGUCUCCUCCAGAAUCUGUUAUUUGGCUUGUUUGUAGCGUUUUUCCUUCUUAGACUGAGGAACGACUUGGUAAAAGGAGCUGUGCAGGACCGUGUGGGGCUGGUCUACCAGUGCGUGAGUGCCCCCCCCUACACAGGGAUGCUCAAUGCUGUCGCCCUUUUCCCACCUUUACGUGCUAUCAGUGACCAAGAGAGUAAAGAUGGCUUGUAUAAGAAGUGGCAAAUGCUUUUAGCUUAUAUAGUGCAUUUCCUGCCCUUCAGUGUCAUCAGCGUGGCGAUCUUCAGCACCUUUAUAUACUGGACUGCGGGGUUAUAUCCUGAUGCUUCCAGAUUUGGAGUUUUCUUCGCUGUUGUCUUAGCGUCUCAUGUAAUUGGUGAACUACUAACACUUGUUAUGCUUGGCGUGGUUCAGAACCCAAACAUAGUCCAAAGUGGAGUGGUGCUACUGAAUUCAGCAGGUGUCAUAGUGGGCACUGGACUUGUAAGGACCAUCGAAGAAAUGCCGACACCUUUUAAAAUACUGAGUUACGUCACCUUUCAGAAAUACAGCAGUGAAGUUCUUAUCGUCAAUGAAUUUUAUGGCUUAAACUUCACGUGUGGCGGUGCCAACAGUUCCACUGCAACCAACGCUGCCGCCUGUGUCUUCUCCCACGGCAUCCAGUUCAUUGAAAAAAACUUCCCAGGUGCCUUGUCCCGCUUCACAACCGAUUUCCUCAUACUCUACGCCUUCCUCCCGGGACUUGCCAUUAUAGCAAUCCUGAGCUUCAAAGUAAGAGACGGAAUUCUUGGCAGGCAAUAA